AUGUGUGGCCACGGAAACUCACCAUCUCCCCCGCCUUCGGACGAUGGAUCUUAUGAAGGGUCGGAUGAUGGCUCCGAUGGUCCUACCAAACCACGAUAUACACCUGAAGAACUUGGGGCUCUAUUUGUCGACUUUUACUCUUUCUUGACCACCCUGCAUUAUGACCGAUCCGAUCUCAAGAUACCAACACCCACUGGAUGGCCAUGUAUCACUCCCGAGUCUUGCGGAAACUACAAAUCUGACUACGCUGUCCAAGUCCUUCGCCAUCUCCCUUACUUCGAUAGCGCUGCCUACAUCCAUUUCAAAUCCAAGCUCCUGGACCUCACAGCCUUUACCCUUGAAGACUUCGAGAAGCAUAAAGACUAUCACCAAGGCUGGGAAUUCUGGUCAUCGGAGGGCGAGUUAAUAGAUGACAGCAACGUGGUCUGCAUUGCUGUUGGACACGAAAGCUUCAGCCGCGAACUAUGGCUUAAUGUUAUAGAUUGUGAAAUCUUUGAGGAUUUCCAUGCAGGCGAUAUGCUAGAUGCAGUACCUAUUGAGACCUUCUUUGAUAGCCUAAAGGAGAAAUAUGAAACCUUAAGACUCAUUCCUGGUCAAAAAAGGAUUACUAUUGAAGCAGAAAAGGUCCCUGAAUACGAUGGAUGGAUCACUGAGGAGGCGGUGAAUACUCAAGCUGAAGAGUGGGGAACCGAUCUAGAUAUCCAGUAUAUAAGGCAGGUUUACCGCGUUUAUGGAUGGCCAGAGUCAUUCCGCUUCCAGGAGGCUUCUAACGUCAUUGACGACUGGUUAACUCCCCUUGGAAACGGGGCGAGAGGAGGGCCACGGGGAUUGGCAUGGCAGCAGAGCCCCCCGGAUUGGGAUUCGACCCGAUGGACAUAG
Fusarium musae is the source of this 879-nucleotide messenger RNA. RefSeq lists its product as uncharacterized. NCBI's taxonomy places the organism in Eukaryota, Fungi, Ascomycota, Sordariomycetes, Hypocreales, Nectriaceae. The record is from RefSeq and is a predicted model, not a curated record. The transcript has a single exon. Bases 1 to 879 code for a protein of 292 amino acids.